Messenger RNA from Punctularia strigosozonata HHB-11173 SS5, 903 nucleotides. RefSeq lists its product as uncharacterized. Bases 1 to 789 code for a protein of 262 amino acids. The transcript is spliced from 3 exons. The record is from RefSeq and is a predicted model, not a curated record. Lineage: Eukaryota; Fungi; Basidiomycota; Agaricomycetes; Corticiales; Punctulariaceae.
AUGUACUUCCCUCGCGUCAUCACCCUCUCCGUGCUCGCUGCCUUCGCAGGCACCGCGGUCGCCGCCCCUCUCGACGUCAGGCACCACAAGCACAAGGGCAACGCUGCCGACAACGCGGCUGCUGGCAACAGCACGGCGCUUGCCACUGACACCGCCGCGCUCGCAAACGCGACGGACACCGCGGCGGCGGCGCUUGCCACUGACACCGCUGCGCUCGCAAACGCGACGGACACCGCAGCCGCGGCGCUUGCUACCGCCACCGACGCGAGCUCGACCGACACCGCCGCGGCUUCGGACGUCACCAGCCUUGCCAGCUCCUCCAACUCCACGGACCUCACCGGCGCAGGCACCGCCAGCACGGUAACGGUGACCGUCACCGUCACCGCCGACGCGAGCUCGGCCACGGAUGCCGCCGCGCUAAGCAACUCGACGUCGACGGACACCGCUGCCGCCACGGACGUCACCGACACCGCGGCGCUCGACACAGCUGCGCUCGACACAGCUACCGACGCCGACGCCGACGCGACCGCUACCGACGCAGCCGCCGCCGGAGACGCUACGGCCACGGCCGUGGUCGUCACCGCUGACGCAACCGGCACGGGCGACGUCGCCGUCACCGCCGAUGCAACCAACACCGACGGCGCCGCCAUCGCGGACGCCACUGCCGUUUCCACCGGCUCCGGCUCCUCGACCGGCGGCAACGACAAGCAGAACAGCGCGAAGAAGGGCGGGAACAGCGGCAACUUCCGGCGAUUCGUCAACCGCCUGCCGCUCGACGUCUUCGCCUGAGUUCUAGUCGGAGAUAUGAGGUGGAGGAUACUUGCUAUGGGUAUCUAGAUGAUGUCAAGCUUGUGCAUACAUGUGUACGAUGUGGAUCUGCAAUGCAGUCGAAUUUGCUCUCAC